AUGUCGCUGCACGGGAAGCGGAAGGAGAUCUACAAAUAUGAGGCGCCUUGGACCGUGUACGCCAUGAACUGGAGCGUCCGGCCGGACAAGCGGUUCCGUCUGGCGCUGGGCAGCUUCGUGGAGGAAUACAACAACAAGGUGCAGCUUGUUGGUUUGGAUGAAGAGAGCUCAGAAUUCAUUUGCAGGAACACCUUUGAUCACCCCUACCCUACCACAAAGCUUAUGUGGAUCCCAGACACCAAGGGAGUAUAUCCAGACCUGUUGGCAACCAGUGGUGACUAUCUGCGAGUGUGGAGAGUGGGCGAAACAGAGACCCGGCUGGAGUGUUUGCUGAACAAUAACAAGAACUCUGAUUUCUGUGCUCCACUAACGUCAUUUGACUGGAAUGAAGUGGACCCUUACCUUCUUGGUACCUCUAGUAUUGACACAACCUGCACUAUUUGGGGUCUGGAGACAGGACAGGUUCUGGGAAGAGUAAAUCUGGUUUCUGGCCAUGUGAAGACCCAGCUUAUUGCGCAUGACAAAGAGGUGUAUGACAUAGCAUUUAGCCGUGCAGGUGGUGGGAGAGAUAUGUUCGCUUCAGUUGGUGCAGACGGCUCGGUGAGGAUGUUCGAUCUCCGUCAUCUGGAACACAGCACCAUAAUUUAUGAGGACCCACAGCACCAUCCUUUGCUGCGUCUCUGCUGGAAUAAGCAGGAUCCCAACUAUCUUGCUACAAUGGCCAUGGAUGGCAUGGAGGUUGUGAUUCUGGAUGUCAGAGUUCCCUGCACUCCUGUUGCCAGGUUAAACAACCACAGAGCAUGUGUAAAUGGAAUUGCUUGGGCACCUCAUUCUUCCUGCCACAUUUGUACAGCAGCGGAUGACCAUCAGGCUCUCAUCUGGGAUAUCCAGCAAAUGCCUCGUGCCAUUGAGGACCCUAUCUUGGCCUAUACAGCCGAGGGAGAAAUCAACAAUGUACAGUGGGCAUCAACUCAGCCAGACUGGAUAGCUAUCUGCUACAACAACUGCCUGGAGAUUUUGAGAGUGUAACAUUACUGCUUCAUGCCACCUUGAGGCAGGGCUGUAUAAUUUCCCCUCCCCUCUAAAGUAAGAACAACACAAGUCAAGUGGCCAGUAUCUGUUGUUGCUUUGCAUCUACUGUUACAAGAAACUGUUUCAAGAAUCAGUGGCAGGUGUCUCCUGUCUCUCCAAGACUCUAAAAUGCAGAGACGUGCUGAGCCUCUUGGACCUUCUGGGUUCUGGUUUCCUUUUUUUUUUUUUCCCCCCUCCCCUCAGUUAAAGUUCUGUAUAUUUGUUUGUUGACUGUAUUAAUAAGCUUGCAGGCUUUUAAGUUGCUGCAUAUGUCCAUGUGUUUGUCAGCCAGCUGAGGCAGCACAUCCAACUAGUUUAAUAGAUGCAAGUGCAAACAAGGUGGGGAAAAAGACAUUGAUGUUAACAGCCACCUUGGCAGGAGUCUUUAGCAUUCCUGUUGUUGCUGCCUCUAAACUGUUUAAACAUUUGUAUGUUUUUUAUAUAUUGGGCUAACUUUCUAUUGAGUAAGGUUUUUCUCCCUAAUUCUUACUUUUGAUAUGUGAUCCACUUCCGUAUGCCCAAAGCAGGAUCUGUUUGUUGAUACCAACCACAAUAACUGCAGGCUCCCUGGCAGUAAAGGCCUGCCAGAAUCAACUGUUGCCUUGGCUCUCUAUACCUGGUUACCUGGGCAGAAUUUUCUGGUGCUGUGAAGUCCAAGUACUUGUUGCACAAUUUCUUUACACUUUUCUGAUGCUAGAGACAGCUGUUAAUAUGGUAGGCCUUAUUUUUAAAUUAAAACGGAAUUUGUGUGUAUCCUGCAGUUGUGUUAGCUAACAGAAUGGGAAUAGGUUUCAGAAAGAAGAUACGUGCAUGACUUAAGCUUCCAGGAGAUAAACGGCUCCUGAAGAAAUGUGAUUUGUAAUGGUUUUGGGAUUGAUACUUCCAAUCAAAUGA
Molecule: messenger RNA, 1965 nt
Organism: Eurypyga helias (sunbittern)
Lineage: Eukaryota; Metazoa; Chordata; Aves; Eurypygiformes; Eurypygidae
Gene: DCAF7
Product: DDB1 and CUL4 associated factor 7
Exons: 7
Coding region: 1-1029 (342 amino acids)
Cellular component (GO): nucleus
Molecular function (GO): protein binding
Source: RefSeq, a predicted model, not a curated record